CGGAGCCCGGCCCGGCUGACGGGGCCGCUGACGCGCUUGGCCACCCGGCCGAGUCCGCGGGGCUGCGCGCCGGCCGGCGACAAUGAGCUUCUGUGUGUGCAGCUGCCGCGGCCGCCGGAGGCCAGAGGAGGGGGGCGGGCAGCCGGUCCCUGACCCUCGCCCCCGCUGGCCACGGCACCCCGAAAGGUAACCGGCCUCUUCUGCCCCUGGCCAGGCCUCGGGGGCUUUUUUGGGGGGGGGCCCGAUUUUAUCAGUAAGUCCCUCCGGCCCCAGCCUCCGCUUCCACUUUCUCGGCUUCCCUUUCUUAUCUCUGCCCCAACUUGGAGAGAGAGGGGGGAUCGCCCCACUUCGUGCGUCCCGGGGAGCCCACCCCGCACCAGGCGCGCCCAGCGCGGGACGCGGCGAGCGAGGGGCCGGAGCGCCGUGCAGGGAGGAGAUUGGACAGGCUGGACUCCCCAUUGCUCUUUUAAAAAUCUUGGAAACUUUGUCUUUCAUUGAAUUACGACACUGUCCACCUUUAAUUUCUUCAAAAAAAACGCCAGUAACUUGCCUGAAGCCAUGCCUUGUGUUCAGGCGCAGUAUGGGUCCUCGCCUCAAGGAGCAAGCCCCGCUUCUCAGAGCUACAGUUACCACUCUUCGGGAGAAUACAGCUCCGAUUUCUUAACUCCAGAGUUUGUCAAGUUUAGCAUGGACCUCACCAACACUGAAAUCACUGCCACCACUUCUCUCCCCAGCUUCAGUACCUUUAUGGACAACUACAGCACAGGCUACGACGUCAAGCCACCUUGCUUGUACCAAAUGCCCCUGUCCGGACAGCAGUCCUCCAUUAAGGUAGAAGACAUUCAGAUGCACAACUACCAGCAGCACAGCCACCUGCCCCCCCAGUCCGAGGAGAUGAUGCCGCACUCCGGGUCGGUUUACUACAAGCCCUCCUCGCCCCCGACACCCACCACCCCGGGCUUCCAGGUGCAGCACAGCCCCAUGUGGGACGACCCGGGGUCUCUCCACAACUUCCACCAGAACUACGUGGCCACUACGCACAUGAUUGAGCAGAGGAAAACGCCCGUCUCCCGCCUCUCGCUCUUCUCCUUUAAGCAGUCGCCCCCGGGCACUCCGGUGUCUAGCUGCCAGAUGCGCUUCGACGGGCCCCUGCACGUCCCUAUGAACCCGGAGCCCGCGGGCAGCCACCAUGUGGUGGACGGGCAGACCUUCGCUGUACCCAAUCCCAUUCGCAAGCCCGCGUCCAUGGGCUUCCCGGGCCUGCAGAUCGGCCACGCGUCGCAGCUGCUUGACACGCAGGUGCCCUCGCCGCCCUCGCGGGGUUCCCCUUCCAACGAGGGGCUGUGUGCGGUGUGCGGCGACAACGCAGCCUGCCAGCACUACGGCGUUCGCACUUGUGAGGGCUGCAAAGGCUUCUUUAAGCGCACGGUGCAAAAAAAUGCGAAAUACGUAUGUUUAGCAAAUAAAAACUGCCCAGUGGACAAGCGGCGUCGGAAUCGUUGUCAGUACUGCCGGUUUCAAAAGUGUCUGGCUGUUGGGAUGGUCAAAGAAGUGGUUCGAACGGACAGUUUAAAAGGCAGGAGAGGUCGUUUACCCUCGAAACCGAAGAGCCCACAGGAACCCUCUCCCCCUUCGCCCCCAGUGAGUCUGAUCAGUGCCCUUGUCAGGGCUCACGUGGACUCCAACCCGGCGAUGACCAGCCUGGACUAUUCCAGGUUCCAGGCGAACCCUGACUAUCAGAUGAGUGGAGAUGACACCCAGCAUAUACAGCAGUUCUAUGAUCUCCUGACUGGCUCCAUGGAGAUCAUCAGGGGCUGGGCAGAGAAGAUCCCAGGCUUUGCUGACCUGCCCAAAGCUGACCAGGACCUGCUCUUUGAAUCAGCUUUCUUGGAACUGUUUGUCCUUCGAUUAGCAUACAGGUCCAACCCAGUGGAGGGUAAACUCAUCUUUUGCAAUGGGGUGGUCUUGCACAGGUUGCAAUGCGUGCGUGGCUUUGGGGAAUGGAUUGAUUCCAUUGUUGAAUUCUCCUCCAACUUGCAGAAUAUGAACAUCGACAUUUCUGCCUUCUCCUGCAUUGCGGCCCUGGCUAUGGUCACAGAGAGACACGGGCUUAAGGAACCCAAGAGAGUGGAAGAGCUGCAAAACAAAAUUGUUAAUUGUCUCAAAGACCAUGUGACUUUCAAUAAUGGGGGGUUGAACCGCCCCAACUAUCUGUCCAAACUGUUGGGGAAGCUCCCAGAACUCCGUACCCUUUGCACACAGGGGCUACAGCGCAUUUUCUACCUGAAAUUGGAAGACUUGGUACCACCGCCAGCAAUAAUUGACAAACUUUUUCUGGACACUUUACCUUUCUAACAUCUUCUCCCAUGCACUUCAAAGAACUGGAAAGAAAACUAAAACUGUCCAGAGGGGCUAGUCACAGGGGCAGAGAUAGCCCCCUGAGCUAUCUCAGCUCAAGCUGUCCCCCUUCUGUAAAACUCCCAGCCCCUUGGUCCCUAAAGAAAACAAACAAACAAAUAAAAACUGUUGCUAUUUCCUAACCUGCAGGCAGAACCUGAAAGGGCAUUUUGGCUCCGGGGCAUCCUGGAUAUAGAACAAGGACUACACACAAUACAGUGGUAUAAACUUUUUAUUAUCAGUUAAAAAUCAGUUUGUUGAUAAUUUUCAGAAGAAAGAUUGCUAAUGUAUGAUGGGAAAUGUUUGGCCAUGCUUGGUUGUUGCAAUUAAGACAAGUGAUGUAACAUACACACACACACUCACACACACACACACACACACACACACACACACAUCUUAAGGGGACCUACAAGUAUUGCCCUUUAACAAGACUUCAAAGUUGUCUGCUAUAAAGAUGUAAUAUAUAGUAAAACUAAAUGUUGCGUGGGUGGCAUGAGUUGAAGAAGGCAAAGGCUUGUAAAUUUACUCAAUGCAGUUUGGCUUUUUAAAUUAUUUUGUGCCUAUUUAUGAAUAAAUAUUACAAAUUCUAAAAAAUAAGUGUGUUUGCAAAAAAAAAGAAAACUACAUAAAAAGGGACAAGCAUGUUGAUUCUAGGUUGAACAUGUUAUAGGCACUUGCUACUUCAGUAAUGUCUAUAUUAUAUAAAUAGUAUUUCAGACACUAUGUAGUCUGUUAGAUUUUAUAAAGAUUGGUAGUUAUCUGAGCUUAAACAUUUUCUCAAUUGUAAAAUAGAUGGGCACAAGUAACACAUUGGAAUAUCCUGACAAAAGGGACACAUAGUGUUUGUAACACCGUCCAACAUUCCUUGUUUGUAAGUGUUGUAUGUACCGUUGCUGUUGAUAAAAGAAAGUUUAUAUCUUGAUUAUUUUGUUGUCUAAAGCUAAACAAAACUUGCAUGCAGCAGCUUUUUGACUGUUUCCAGAGUGCUUAUAAUAUACAUAACUCCCUGGAAA
This is a messenger RNA of Heterocephalus glaber (naked mole-rat), 3410 nucleotides long. RefSeq names its product nuclear receptor subfamily 4 group A member 2 (gene Nr4a2). Gene Ontology annotation, molecular function: nuclear glucocorticoid receptor binding; nuclear receptor activity; zinc ion binding. Lineage: Eukaryota; Metazoa; Chordata; Mammalia; Rodentia; Bathyergidae. The record is from RefSeq and is a predicted model, not a curated record. Gene Ontology annotation, biological process: regulation of transcription by RNA polymerase II; dopaminergic neuron differentiation; central nervous system neuron differentiation. Gene Ontology annotation, cellular component: nucleus; transcription regulator complex.